Brassica rapa (field mustard) is the source of this 1675-nucleotide messenger RNA. Its product is annotated as serine/threonine-protein kinase RHS3. Lineage: Eukaryota; Viridiplantae; Streptophyta; Magnoliopsida; Brassicales; Brassicaceae. Gene Ontology annotation, biological process: protein phosphorylation. Gene Ontology annotation, molecular function: ATP binding; protein kinase activity. The record is from RefSeq and is a predicted model, not a curated record.
AUGUUACUAAAGCCCGGAAGCAAGGUUGUCUCGCCCAAGAAGAGUCUUCAUCGUGACUCGGCCUCAACAUCUCAACAACCAUCUAGCAAAGAUGUGGAGAAACAAUUUGAUCAAAAGACAAAGAAGGUUGAGGGAUAUCUAAUAAAAACAGAGUCGUCUCUCACCAUCAAUCUGAAUCCCCGUCUUGUACACAGUAACAUGAGCUCACGAAGCAACAGCAUGGAAAGCACAUCAUCCAACAAGCCUCACACAGGAGGAGAUAUCAGGUGGGACGCGGUGAACUAUAUGAAAGCCAGAGGAGUCAAGCUCGGAAUCAGCGAUUUCCGCGUCUUGAAACGGCUAGGUUACGGAGAUAUAGGAAGUGUUUAUCUCGUUGAGCUCAAAGGAGCACACAAGACGACGUACUUCGCGAUGAAAGUGAUGGAUAGGGCUUCUCUUGUGAGCAGGAACAAGCUGUUGAGAGCUCAGACGGAGAGAGAGAUUCUGUCUCAGCUUGAUCAUCCUUUCUUGCCUACUCUUUACUCUCACUUUGAGACUGAUAAGUUCUAUUGCUUGGUCAUGGAGUUUUGUAGCGGAGGCAAUCUUUAUUCCUUGAGGCAGAAGCAACCUAACAAGUGUUUCACAGAAGAAGCUGCAAGGUUCUUUGCAUCAGAAGUCUUACUAGCGUUAGAAUACUUACACAUGCUCGGAAUCGUGUACCGAGACUUAAAGCCAGAGAACGUUCUGGUCCGAGACGACGGUCACAUCAUGCUCUCCGACUUCGACUUAUCUCUCCGUUGCUCAGUCAACCCAACACUAGUCAAAUCUCCCUCCGUCCACGUCACCAGCAGCAGCAAAACCACCGGAAUCAUCAACGACGAUGCGGCGGUCCAAGGAUGUUACCAACCAUCAACUUUCUUCCCGCGAAUCCUCCACUCCUCGAAGAAGAACCGAAAGUCAAAAUCCGACAUCGGCGAGGGAUCAUUACCGGAACUCAUGGCAGAGCCGGCGAACGUGAAGUCGAUGUCUUUCGUCGGAACCCACGAGUACUUAGCGCCGGAGAUUAUACGCAACGAAGGCCACGGAAGCGCCGUGGACUGGUGGACGUUCGGGAUCUUUAUCUACGAGCUUCUCCACGGAGCGACGCCGUUUAAAGGGCAGGGGAACAAAGCGACGCUUUAUAACGUGAUAGGGCAGCCUCUGAGGUUCCCGGAGAAUUCUCAGGUGAGUUCCACGGCGAAGGAUUUGAUCAAAGGUUUGCUGGUGAAAGAGCCGCAGAAGAGGAUCGCGUAUAAGAGAGGCGCGACGGAGAUUAAGCAGCAUCCGUUCUUUGAAGGUGUGAACUGGGCGUUGAUCCGGGGACAGACGCCGCCGCAUGUGCCGGAGCCGGUGGACUUUUCGUGUUACGAGAGGAAAGAGAAGGAGAAGGAGAAGGAGUUUUUGCCGGUGUUGGCGGCGGCGGUCGCAGACGGAGGGAAGGAGAAGAAGGUGUGUGAUAAAGGUACACGUGGUGGAAGUGAUCCUGAUUACAUCGAUUUUGAAUAUUUCUAGCAACAACGAGGAUCAUAUUUAUAAGAUUUUUUUUCUUUCCUUUACUUGUUACUAAUGUAAAAUUUUAUCUAUCAACAAAAAAAAAACAUUGUUCACAAAUGAAUUUGUAACAUUGAAAGUACAGGUGUGUGUGCCAUAUGCAUCA